Molecule: messenger RNA, 315 nt
Organism: Penicillium malachiteum
Lineage: Eukaryota; Fungi; Ascomycota; Eurotiomycetes; Eurotiales; Aspergillaceae
Exons: 5
Coding region: 1-315 (104 amino acids)
Source: RefSeq, a predicted model, not a curated record
AUGCAACUCUCUCUGAAAAGCUUCAGGAUGCUCUCCCUCUUCGUUAUUGCUGUCUCAGGCGCCUCCAAGUCGCCGAAACUUGCGAGAAUGUUCAAGCUUAUGGUUCAACACUUCGAGCCAAUUGACAAUGGGAAGGGAUCACUCAAGUGUGGAAAGAAUGGAAACUACCAAGCAUCUUGUAUCAACUGUAGCAUUCGGGGUAACAACGAGCUGGAGUGUAUGUGCUGCAACGCGGAUAAUGAUCACCGCUUCGUCUCUGCUCAUGUUGAUCUGAACAACUGCAUCAGCAACGAUCACGGAGAACUUGGCUGCUAG